CCCAAGUUUCUCUGACCCCCACAUUCCUCUAGUGGCUCGUGAGAUCAUGCAGCGAAUGAUCCACCAGUUCGCUGCCGAAUAUACCUCAAAAACUACUCAGGAAGACCUGCCCCUGCCCAACGGCACCAUGAAGGACCAAAGCCUGUCGAGAGCGGUGUCUCUGGCCCCGGCCCCGAGCUCCCCGGUCGGGCCCACGCCCAGCUCCCCUCCAUCGUCUGCCUCCUCCUCUCCGUCCCCGACUCCGGGAGCCGGCUUUAGCCCCACCUCCGCUGCUAUCACCUCAGCGCCCACCGGCAUCCAGAGCAGCAACGGGACAGGAGUUGGCAUCAUCGGAGGAGGAGGAGGUACGGCUGCUGCCUCUGCACAGAACCCGGUCCUCAGCAAGCUUCUCAUGGCGGACCAGGACGGGCCGCUGGACCUCACCGUCAGAAAGGCCCAGGCGGAUCAGGAGCCCAGCCAGCAGGACGGUGUCUUGGACCUCUCCACCAAGAAGAACAACAGCAGCAGAGGCCCCAAAACUCUGACAGGCUUCACCCUCACACCUGGGGACAAAGGACAUUUGCUGAAGGCAGAGCGCACCCUGUCAGAAGUAGAAGAAGAGGAUGGCCUACUGCAAAAAAGUUUGCAGGAUGGACUGAGGGAGAGCUACGUCAUCUCCAACUCCUUCAAGCCGCCGCUGGCCCGCUCGCUGCGCAUCAAGGAGGAGCUACUUAGCCAGAAGCACCGCCUGUUAAGCCAGCCAGCAGCUCUUUCUUUGGCCAAUCUAGAGUCGGCUGGUUUGCUUAAUCAUGGCCAAUCCCACUCCUUACUUAGUCAAAAGGGCUCCGCUUCUCUCUGGGAAAGCAAGGCUCACCUCGAAAGCCUGAUGAAGCUGAAGCAGGCUGGUGGAGCUCUAAACGACCUCAAAGACCUGCCUACAUUCCUGGAAAAUCACCACCACAACCACCAUGGAGCCUUCUCAUAUAAGAGUUCCCUGCACCAACACAGCCACAAUCAGGUGUCUAAGGCUCAGCAUCACCUCAACGAAGGCAAGAGAGAGCAAGGCCAUUCGCCGCCCGUCGACCUAAAGAUCCCACAAGUACGGGGAAUGGAUCUUUCCUGGGACUCCCAUGCCUCUGAGCUGUACGGUUAUGGAGCCAUGGGGGUCGGGGCAGGCGGCCAUGGUGACAACAGUCUGAGUCGAAAGCUGAGAGCCAUCCUACCCAAGCAGAACCGUCGGGGUGGAAGUCUGGGAAGCCUGCUGGACGGAGCCGCCGAGUACUGGAACUCUGACCUGGACAGUUCCACCUCGGGGCCGGCGUACUCUAUCUCUGACGUGGAAGUGGACCCAAGCUCAAAGCAGCCAAGGAAGAAGAGGGGCCGUUAUCGGCAGUACAACAGUGAGAUUCUGGAGGAAGCCAUAGCAGUAGUGAUGAGCGGGAAGAUGAGCGUGUCUAAGGCGCAGAACAUGUACGGCAUCCCUCACAGUACCCUUGAGUACAAGGUAAAGGAGCGCAUGGGAACCCUGAAGAACCCCCCAAAGAAGAAGCUCAAGCUGAUGAUGAAGAUGGAAGCAGGAGGCCAGGAAUUCGCGGGGGAGCCGGAUAACGCGUCAACGACGACCCCGCGAGACGACAGCCUGGCGCUAGCUGCCUCCGAGCUCAAGGAAAACACAAAGGAGAAAACUGAUGACGAAUCCAAACCAAUGGACUAAACAACCCACACAUGUUAAACCUCAGUCACGCGGCUUAUGUCAAUUUAAACACGGACGGGGCUUUCUUUUGUGCCAAUUUACUUUGCAGUAUCUGGGUGAGCACAAACGGAGGGAUGGUAUGAGGAGGUCUCCUAAAUAAAAAAAACAACGAACUGCAGAGAAACAUCUAAUCAGACACCUUGUGAUCCGCAGCACCCGCCAGGUGCUGAACAAGCAUUUGUUUAGCUUUUAUAUCCAAAGCUUAACAAAUACCACUAAGGACAUUAGUUCAAUGACAAUUUAUGGAAAUUCCUUAAGCAUGCUGAUAAUC
Cyprinodon variegatus (sheepshead minnow) is the source of this 2003-nucleotide messenger RNA. RefSeq names its product ligand-dependent corepressor-like (gene lcor). Gene Ontology annotation, cellular component: nucleus. Gene Ontology annotation, molecular function: DNA binding. The record is from RefSeq and is a predicted model, not a curated record. Lineage: Eukaryota; Metazoa; Chordata; Actinopteri; Cyprinodontiformes; Cyprinodontidae. The coding region runs from base 47 to 1693 and encodes 548 amino acids. Gene Ontology annotation, biological process: regulation of transcription by RNA polymerase II. The transcript is spliced from 3 exons.